Molecule: messenger RNA, 8558 nt
Organism: Macrosteles quadrilineatus (aster leafhopper)
Lineage: Eukaryota; Metazoa; Arthropoda; Insecta; Hemiptera; Cicadellidae
Gene: Pkc98E
Product: calcium-independent protein kinase C
Exons: 14
Coding region: 152-2287 (711 amino acids)
Biological process (GO): protein phosphorylation
Molecular function (GO): diacylglycerol-dependent serine/threonine kinase activity; ATP binding
Source: RefSeq, a predicted model, not a curated record
UAUCAUAAUCUUCGUUCAUGGCCGUCAAAAAAUCUCCACUCUUUAGAAAAUUUAUCAUAGUUUUCUUAUGUGAGCGUUCGCAGUUUAGUUGCGUAAGUGUCUGUGCGUUCUGCUGAUUAGUUUGUUUUGAAUUGUAUUGAAGACCAAGCCAAUGUUUAGCGGAACCGUGCGGUUGAAAAUAUGCGAGGCUUGCGGGUUGAGACCUACAGAUUUUCAAAAACGACACAACAUGAUGACGUUUGGAAAGCCAGAAGACCAACCCAUAGACCCUUAUGUAUCAAUAGAUGUAGAUGAAAACCAUUUAGAUAGAUCCUCUACCAAACCAAAGACGUUUGACCCAGUUUGGAAUGAAAAUUUUUCUCACGAAGUUCAGAAUGCUGAAAGCUUGCAGCUGACAGUAUUCCAUGAUGCCGCCAUCCCACCAGACGACUUCGUAGCCAACUGCAGCAUUACUUUCGAAGAGUUGCUCCAGAGGGACUCAAAUGAUUUUUGGGUGGAUCUCGAGCCGCAGGGUAAACUGCAUGUUCGCAUUGAACUAAAAUGGGCUACCCAAGAUGCACACAACCAGAAGCCGCGGGAGUUCAAGGAGCGGCAGGGCUUCAACAGACGUCGCGGUGCCAUGAGGCGGCGCGUGCAUCAGGUCAAUGGUCACAAGUUCAUGGCCACUUUCCUACGCCAGCCCACCUUCUGCUCACACUGUCGAGAAUUUAUAUGGGGUCUUGGAAAGCAAGGAUAUCAAUGUCAAGUUUGCACUUGUGUUGUUCACAAGAGGUGCCAUCUGUCCGUGGUCACAAAAUGUCCUGGGAUGAAAGAUGAUAGUCAGACGAGCCAAGCCCAGAGGUUCAAUGUGAAUGUGCCACAUCGCUUUGUCGUCCACAACUACAAGAGGUUCACCUUUUGUGACCACUGUGGCUCCCUGCUGUAUGGCCUUAUUCGGCAGGGUCUGCAGUGUGAAGUAUGCAGUAUGAAUGUUCAUAAAAGGUGCCAAAAGAAUGUCGCCAACAAUUGUGGUAUCAAUACCAAACAGAUGGCGGAGAUCCUUUCAACUAUGGGUAUAUCACCCAGCAGACCUAAGCUAACCACACAGUCGGGGAGUUCACCUAGUGGCAGUAGUAUGAACCCUGUGGACAGAGAUAAGCUAGGCGGCAGUUCACCAGUGCCACCAGACGAUGAGAUGGGCAAAAAGUCUGACGAUGACAAGAAAAGUGAUUAUGACAGAAGAGUAGAAGGUGCUCGCAGAAUGAGUGUGGACGAUUUUCACUUCAUCAAAGUUUUAGGAAAAGGAAGUUUUGGCAAAGUAAUGUUAGCUGAAAGGAAAGGAAGCGAUGAAGUGUAUGCAGUGAAAGUGUUGAAGAAAGAUGUAAUUAUACAAGAUGAUGAUGUAGAUUGCACAAUGACUGAAAAAAGAAUUUUGGCUUUAGCGGCCAAACAUCCAUUUUUGACAGCCCUCCAUUCCUGCUUUCAAACAAAUGAUAGGUUGUUCUUUGUCAUGGAAUAUGUAAAUGGAGGAGAUCUAAUGUUCCAAAUACAAAGAGCUCGCAAGUUUGAUGAACCGAGAGCAAGGUUCUAUGCUGCUGAAGUAACUCUAGCCCUCCAGUUUCUCCAUAAGCAUGGAGUAGUGUACAGAGAUCUGAAGUUGGACAACAUUCUGCUAGACAAUGAAGGCCAUUGCAAGUUGGCUGACUUUGGCAUGUGUAAGGAGAACAUCUUUGAUGGUGUCACCACUACCACGUUUUGUGGCACUCCAGACUACAUUGCACCUGAGAUUCUGCAAGAGCUGGACUACGGACCCAGUGUGGACUGGUGGGCUCUCGGAGUGCUAAUGUACGAGAUGAUGGCAGGACAACCUCCUUUUGAAGCUGACAACGAAGACGAUCUCUUUGAGUCAAUACUCCAUGAUGAUGUUCUCUAUCCUGUCUGGUUGUCCAAAGAUGCUGUUUCCAUUCUGAAAGGGUUUAUGACAAAGAACCCUGUAAAACGGCUUGGAUGUGUGGGCUCUAGCAACCCAGAAGCCGCCAUCAGAGCUCACGCUUUCUUCAAAGAUAUAGAUUGGGAUGCUCUUGAAGCCCGUAAAGUCAAACCUCCAUUCAAACCUAAAAUCAAAAGCAAAAAGGACGCACUAAAUUUUGAUGCGGAAUUCACAAAGGAAGAGCCUGUCCUCACCCCUGUGAACGCAGAUGUUGUUCGUUCAAUCAACCAAGAAGAAUUCCGAGGCUUCUCAUUUGUCAACCCCGACUUCAACCCAGGUCGCUUCCAUCACUCUGGUUCAGGGGACAAAAACAACUAAGUCACGUAAAGUCCUAAUCUAAAAAACUUACUAAGGUAACAUUAGAAAAGGCAGAUUUCAAAGAACAAAUUAGGUUUAUCUGUACACAUAAAAUUGAGAAUCUGUACAAAAGCCGACAUUUCUUCUAGUACUUGUUAUACAAUGUUAUGGUCAUAUUACGGAAGCUGUUGUUUUUUCAUAUUAUAAUCAAAAGAAGAGAGGUUAAAUCAAUGAGCAUGUCUACGCAUAGUGCUUAUUUUCUGCAAAUAUUGUCGAAUAAACUAAAAAUAUGCUUCGCAUAAAAUUGUUAGUUUAGGUAUCGAGCGAACAAAUUGUAUACAUAGUUUUAAUGUAAUGGAUGGAUUAAACUAAGAAGUGAAGAUGAUAUGUAUCGUAUACAGAUAGCUUCUAGUCAGUCAUCUCUGUAGGAAUUAUGACGAGUGCACUUAGGGUGCACUAUCGAACGCACAUGUUAGUUUCAAUCAUUAUCGUAGUGUGCAAGAGGCCUACGUGUACAAACUCGGCACGCAUAACCUCUGUGACUGUGUUUAUUUUGGUUAGGUUUGAAACACUCUUAUAAAUAGUGUAUAGUGUUAUACAAGUUUUUAUUUCUAAGGACAGUGCGUGUGUGGUGCUAUGUUUUGAGAGUCCGUUAUCUAGUCAUAUUGAACCUAGUUAUUUUCUACUACAACUUGGCCUACUCGAAGUAGCUUUAAGUUGGAUGGUUGAUCGGAUACGAUUGUCUGUCCUGUUAUAAGUUGGCCUAGGUGUAGAAAGCAUCACAGCUCCACUUUAAAUCGAUAAUCUCGAGUGUAACCUAAUUGUAAUGUUGUUCAUCAUUGUUGUACGUUAGAGAUGAUAAACGACUCUAAAUGUUUUCCAUUUUACUGCAUAUUUGUUGUGCAUUCUGAAUAGCUUACAGAAGUAUCGGUUUUAGUAUUUAGCCCUUUUUUGAUUGUUUUAAAAUCGCAUUAGGAUUCGCCUUCAUAUCUAAUAUUACAAACCAAUAAAUCUCACUCGUUAGCUGUGAUGGUUUUUGUUUAUGUGUUUAUGAUAUGGAUUUUUACUCUGUAGGUAGUAUCCCUCGCUUAUAUACGGUACUAGGUGUGUCUGUGUCGUAUUCUAACUAAUUGUUCAUAGACUAUACGGGCUGAGUAUAAAACCAGCUGUGCAAUUCAUCAUCUUCUGUACAGAAUUUACUAUUUUAAUUUGUAUACUUUUAAUCGAGGGAAUUCUCCAAUUGCAUUUAGAUAAUUAUAAGUUGAUAAUUUACUUUUAUGUUUCGUUUGUCGUGUAUUUAUUUAUUUAUUUUGUUUUACUAGAGAUGUGUGCAACAAACAUUAUCAUUUUGAUAACAAUUGAUUGUAUCUAAACAUCACUUUGAAUCAUCACUUCUUUAACUUUUUAACAACAGCUGUUCUGAAACCAUUAACUGUUGAAAGCUUUUAUUAGAUAAUUGUAAAGAAUUUGUUGUGUAUUUUCUUAGAUCUGUUGAAAUAUUUCUACUCUAUAGAAGUACAAAUACAUAUGGUAUUUCUCUGCAAGAAGUGUUGUGUAGUGCAUGUUCCAGGUAGCAUUGGAAUUUAUAUGAGAAACCCAAUUUAAAUGUACUCAGUUAUAUUUCAAACGAGUAAAAUAUUGGUCAGGAUUUGGUUUUUAUUCCAUUUAUUAAAAUAUAAAUAUAUUUUGAUCCAUUUCUGUAGAUGGAAAAAAUACGAGUUCCUUUUUCUGGUUUACCACCACAACAUUAUUACUAAUUUAUACAGUUAAAGUUUUAGGGAUUUGUCACCUUGGAUUGUUGUACUCUGUAAUUUCCAAUGUUAACUAGUGAUUUGGCUAGUACAAAUGUAGCAGAUAUCAUUGAGUGCUUAUCUCUCAUUUUUAAUAAGUUCAAAAUCAGUAGUCAUUUAUUUACCUUUUCAUAUGUGAAUCCUUACAGAGUCCUCUUGUAUCACAGUUACACCACAGUAGUCAAAUAAACACAUUUUAACAUGUUUUUGUGAUAUCUCUAUCUUUUCAGUUAUUUGUAAAAAAGUGACAUUUUGUGACGAGAUUUUUAUAAUUUAUCAUUUUUCUUUGCAAGAAGCAGAACUAGUAAUUUCCAUACAAGGCAGCAUAGCAUCCAGAGUUUUUGUGGUGUCUUGUGAGUAGAUAUCGAGAGUGUCCUCAAACAUGGGGUGAGGUUUUAAUCACUCAAGCACAAUUGUUACAUUUCUUCUUAUUGUCUUUGAUUCAAAAUAAACUUAACAACCAUAAUAAUUAUUAGUUAAUUACUUUGACGUAAAUUACGAGUACAAACUAUAAAUGACUAUUUUCACAAACAAAUUUCUAAACCAUAACUUUAAGGAAGGUGUUAGUUUGAUAAAUAUAUACUUCCGUUUUACAAACAAAUAUGUAUAAGCACACGCACACACAAACACAUACAUUAUAUUAGUUUAUUUUAUUUUCUCUAUGUUUGUCAUGUAAAAGGUGAUGAAGUGACCUUAUGUGUCAGUGAAUAAGAUUUUUUAGUUAAUUUCAAGUUUUACUACAGUUCCAUAACUAUAUCAAUAUGAGAGAUAUGUGCUCACUUAUUUUUCUAUAAUAUUUAUUACUAUACUGUGAUUUUUUGUUAAUCUAGGUGUGGUUGGUUGUUAUCUUUUCAUUCAAUGAAAAGAAAUUUAUUUGGAUUUAGUUAAUAAGAACACAUUAUAUAACCGCUGAGAGCAUUAUUUGAUUGUUGGAAGAUAAAAAAGUUUAUUUAUGAAUUUGUGGUUUGGCAAAACAUCUGGUCCUCCCAUAUUUCCCAUAGUACAUGGCUUUGUUUAUUCAUGAUCUGUAUAGUUAUUUAAGUAAAAUUCAAUUUAUGAUGACACGGUCGUCCCUAGUCUUUCAGUGUUCUGUAGUUUGUUUGUUUUGUAAGAGCAGUAAUGAGUUACUUGUUGUAUAUUGCAUGAUCACCUACAUGUACUACUUUGUCAAGCACACAUUAUUAAACUCGUAUCACUUGGAAUACCCAGAAGUUUCUAUUGACAUCACAUUUAAAGAAUAAUAUGAUUAUUGUGAGAUCCAGCUACAAUAAUGUCAACAACUUUUUAAUAAAACCAAUUUUUUUUUGUGAAAAAGCCUCAAUUUAUCUAAACCAACAUAUUUUUAUGAGAUUGGAAAAUUAGCCAAUUAAUGUGAUAAGUAAAAGAUGUAUAUUUUAUGUUAUAUUAUAAAAAAAAGUAUAUCUGUUCAGUUCCGUUGCAUGAUGAUGGCAGUAAUGUAAACUAUUGCAAUAUUAGUGUAUUGGACUGACUUUACCAGUUUUUAUCAGUGAAAUUGACUUGUCCGUUUUGCUGUUUCCGCUAAACUUAAACAGCAUUACUUUGUCCAUUCUAUUAUUAGAUCGAGUAUAAAAACAUGAACCAUAACAGUUCAAGCCAUAGGCGUAACUAGGAUGGCCCUAGGGGGGGGGGGGGGUUACACCGUAUGGUCUGGUAGCCAUCCCCCUUUAUUAAAAAAAAAAUUAGACCUGUAAACUGUUUUGGGCUAAGUAGAGACAUAUAAAAGAGAUUUUUUAAUUGUAGAGAAAAAAUUUUAAUCGUAAACAAAUCACAUUUUAAGUUCAAGAAGGGUGUUUCAAACCCCUAAAACCCUUCCUGGAUACGCCACUGGUUCAAGCCAAUUUGGUUUUUAAGUUGGCCACUAAAGUUUUAUUGUUUCAAAAAAUCAAUGAGGUAUAUACGCAGUUAGAAUUUCGAGACUAGCCAAACCUAGCCUUGAAGCUUGUGUGGUUGACCAUUUAGUCAGAAAAUUUAGCCAAGGCGAUUGUAAGACUGUAAACAGUCCUGUACUACUCGAGAGAUUUUAUACCCUAAGCCUACAUGUGAAUAACAUUUUAUGAUUUAAAGUUAUGAUUGGUGCUAAACCUACUGAACUCUUAACCUUGUGAAGUAAGAUUUAGGAUUACUCUUAACCAUUUGGGUAGGCCUACUCAUCAAAUACCAGUUAUCUGAAUUAAGUGUUCACUUUCCAGAGAAUGACCUUUUUAAUAUCUAAAUUAAUUUAAUCUAGUAAAUGGAGUUGUCAUUCUUGUUAAAACAAUUACUCUUAGGUAAUAUUUGUCAUCAAUAGUUAGCCAAAGUCUUGUUAAAAUUUUGCUGAAUAGGCCUAAUAAUAUACUUUCCUUUUACAAUAUUAUUUUAAUCAUGUUUAAGAAAGAAAAAUAACCCUCCUAAAAGCAUAAGUUAGCAGAAUCUAUAAAAGUGGAAAUUAAAUGUUUUUGGAUAGAAAUUUCUGGGAUUUUUCUUUUACCUAAAUAGUACAACUUGUAUCUUCAAAUAACACAUGAUGGUCCCAAAGAGUAUUAACAUGUUGUGUAAUAAUAGUGGUCUUAUAAUAUCUAUUGAGAAACUAAUAGUUGAUAUCCUAAAUAUUAAAAAUUGCAAAGUGUUAACACCUAAGUGUAGUGUACAAGGUUUUUACAGCUGCCAACAGGAAAAAACAAAUGAGAGAAAAAAUAAAAACACAUAAAUCAUAAUUUCUGAAUUAUUUUUGAUUUAAGCUCCAUAAAACCAUGUAUUUGAUACUUAUGAGAGGUUUGUUUUUAAAAAGAAAUAUGAAUGAGGAGCUGUAAAGAUCUAAACGAACAAAGUUUUGAAGCACAAAACAACCAAAUAAAAAAAAUGUUUGUUGUGGAUUUUUUUGGGAUCUGCAGCCAAUAAAAAUCAUAGCUGCCAAUAACCGGUUUUCACUCUGAAGAAAAAAUGGUACAGAGAAUGAAGUGAAAGCAACUUGUACAACUACCCUUUUAGUUGUUAACAAAAACUACACUUCAGAAAUUGGACAUUAUCAACUAUUUACCAGCUUACAAAAAUGGAUUAAAAUCAAUUUUCUUUAAUCAGUUACAUGAAUGAGUCAUUCACUUCACUUCACAUAGAAUGAAUUUCGUCUGAUGAAGCAUUUGCCUCUAGAAUACUUUUGGGUGCAGCUUAACGGUCAGUCAACGGUUUAUUCGUAUGAAGCGGUUUAGUCAAUUUUCAAGUGAAAAAAUCUACUUAAUUUCCAACACUCAAUAUUAUUUGUCAUCUCUUUUAAGUUCUAAUAAUAUUUUCCAGUAAUAGUUAUACUAGUCUAAAGAUUAAAAAAAUAUUAACUAGCUCACCAAACAUAACCUGUAUGGUCACUAAACUUUUCUAUUUAAUUAAUUUUAAUUUAGUGAUCUAAUUGAUUUGACAGGUUGGAUUGUGUAACUAGCCCAAUGACUGCCCAUUAUCCCCAUUGCCUUUACCAUUACAAGCUGAGAGUAUGCUAGAUUUUUGCUGUGCAUACUAUAUGGUUUUUUGUACGGGAGUCUCACGGGUCAGUACCUAUCAACUAACUCAAAAACGUCUAGUGACUGCUAUAAUAUUGUUAAACAAUUCCAAUACAUUAAAAACUUGGGUUUCUAAAACAUUGAAAACUGUUAUGUUGGUUUUUUGUUGUCAUAUUGAAUUCUUGUGGACUGAAAAAACAACUUAUUGGUAGAGUAAAAUUAAAAACACAUUCUGGUGCUUAGAUUAAGGCGAGAUUAGUUAAAACAGCUGAUUGUUUAAGCCAGGAUCAAUUUGGGACAUUGUGCUUUAUGUGAAGAUAUCAUGCCUGGUCAAUUAAUUAGGUAUGUUCCCGAUUAAAUGUCACAAUAGAAAUUAUAAAAUGUGUAUUAGUAUUUUUUAAGUAAGUAAAAUGUUGUAUCAUAUAAUUUUAAGUGAUAGUAAUAGUGUUUUGAUUCGAAUGCAACAGAUAUUUUUAAAUCACUCGUGUUUAUUAAAACAAUGUGAUUUUCUUGCAAUUGAAUGAUUAUAUCCUACCAAUAUAUCUGAAAAAUCCGUUCGGUGCACAUGAAUGUUAGUUUGUAUGUAAAGAUUUUUCCAACAAAUCAUAUUGAUAAAAUUUAGUAAUUUGCUUUAAACCGUGUACCAAACUGCCUGCUGCUAUGAUAAAUGCUUUUAUUGUAUGUGAAAUAUUAUAAGUAUUUUACACCGUUGUAACUUAUGUUUUAAACCUAUAUUGUGUUCAGUUUAUUUAAUGUGUUGAUUAAGCGGGGACAUUGUAUUUUCUUGCCAGGUGUUAAUUUUAAUAUUUACAGUUACCCUUGUUGUGCAAUAUUUAUUUGUUACCAAAGUUGUUUGUGCCAAAUAUGUUUUACCAACACUUUUAUCAAACCCAUAAACCCAAUGUCCUCUGCUUAGUACUAAACUAAUUUUAAUAUAUUUUUUUUACCGAACAUUUUAGCUGUUUAUUACACUAAUUUGUUUCUCUUAUUGUGAAAUAAAUAUAAAUUGAUUGA